UUCGACCGUUAGAGACGCUGAAAGCAGCAGUGGGUUCUGGUGCAGGGAGUCUGUUCUGUCACUCACGCUACGGGUCGUUUAUCCGAAAAAAUAAAACUGAUUCACGAUAGAAACGUAACCGACCGAUCCAGUAACGAUGUCUGAAGGUGACAACAAAAGCGCUAACACGCUGGCUCAGGAAACGGCCCAGCUGGAGGAGCAGCUGCAGGGCUGGGGCGAGGUGAUCCUGGCCGGGGACCGCGUCCUGCGCUGGGAGAAGACUUGGUUCCCUGGAGCUCUGAUGGCCGCUACCACUGUGCUCUUCCUCCUCAUUUAUUACCUGGACCCGUCAGUGCUGACUGGACUUUCCUGCACCGUAAUGCUGCUCUGCCUGGCUGACUACCUUGUGCCCACCCUUGCGCCCCGAGUGUUUGGCUCCAAUAAGUGGACCACUGAGCAGCAGCAGCGUUUCCAUGAAAUCUGCGGUAACCUGGUGAAGACCCAGCGCAGGGUCGUCGGCUGGUGGAAGCGCCUCUGCGCCCUCAAGGAAGAGAAGCCCAAAAUGUACUUUGCCUCAGUGAUCAGCAGUCUGCUGGCAGUGGCCUGGAUCGGACAGCAGGUGCACAACCUGUUUCUCACCUACCUGAUUGUGAACUUCCUGCUGCUGCUGCCCGGCCUGAACCAGCACGGCGUCAUCACAAAGUACGCUUCCAUGGUCAAGAGGGAGAUCAACAAACUGCUCAAGCAGAAGGAGAAGAAGAACGAGUAGACGGGACAUUUGGAUGAAGAGGGGAGUCUCGGGCGAGACGAACCACAACAGGAAGUGGAAGGUGGAAGAAGCUUGUUGAAGAAAGUUGAAGAAAACGGAGCAGGAGAGCCACAAAGAGACUCUCGCUGCCUCACAACGAGACGCACUUUUGUUUUCUUUUUCCACACAUUGGUUUAGUUUAAUUUCUUCUUCCCACAUUGUGAAAUUUCAACCUCGUCACCCACUAGCUAUAUAUUUUCUUUUUUUUUUUUCUUUUUAAAUGUGUCUGCCACGCAUGCGGUCACGAAAUGGUGGUUAUCACGAGACAAUUUGAUCAACACGAGAUGUUCACGGAGUUAAACUGUUUCUUAGAUCAGCUGUGUUUUGUUUUAAGUUGCCAGUAAUGCUUUUAUGCCAUUCCCUGUUAGACAGAUCGACUACUGAAUAGUUAUUGUAGCAUUACUGCAUCAUUUUAACCCGAUUCCUCACAGUAUUUUUUUUUUUUUUUUUAUGUUACAUGAGGGCUUUUUUUGUGCUUAUUCUGCUUUGGUUGUAUUUAAAUGUAGUGCUGAAAACAAACGAAACUGGAUUUAAAGGUGAUCAGGACUUUCUAGAGACAGACCUACUGCUGUACCGCUGCUAGCUGGACUCUCAAAGUCUAUUAGUGCUUUGAUAACCCCCCACAGGCUGUUACUGGUGUGGGGUGUCUCAGUGUAAAUAGGCCUAUCCUUCAGUCUACCCCCGUCUGUCGUCCUUUCUUAUUAUUUAUGUAUUCUUUCCUCUUCAGUCUCCUCGUUUCUGGUCUUUACACUCAUUUCAUUAUUUGUCUUUACUGGCGGUCUUUAAGAAAAUGAAUAAAGUUUCAUUUAAAUUUA
Molecule: messenger RNA, 1602 nt
Organism: Mugil cephalus (flathead mullet)
Lineage: Eukaryota; Metazoa; Chordata; Actinopteri; Mugiliformes; Mugilidae
Gene: arl6ip1
Product: ADP-ribosylation factor-like 6 interacting protein 1
Exons: 6
Coding region: 137-748 (203 amino acids)
Source: RefSeq, a predicted model, not a curated record